This is a messenger RNA of Puccinia graminis f. sp. tritici CRL 75-36-700-3, 186 nucleotides long. RefSeq lists its product as uncharacterized. NCBI's taxonomy places the organism in Eukaryota, Fungi, Basidiomycota, Pucciniomycetes, Pucciniales, Pucciniaceae. The record is from RefSeq and is a predicted model, not a curated record. Bases 1 to 186 code for a protein of 61 amino acids. The transcript has 2 exons.
AUGUCUGGUGUGAACUCCAUCCAAAUGAUCCCGGAAUGUGAGGUCGAGUUCCUUGAAAUCUCUUGUGAACCGUCGGUGACACUCCUGAUGGAUCGGAUGAUGGAAGAUGAAGAUGAGAGAAUGGAACUGUUCGAAGAUGAGGACUCUGAGUAUAACGAGGCGGGCUUUCUCGGAGCAUUCAGGUAA